UUAUCAUGGAGAUCACAGCAUACCUUGGUAAGAUUCAAUCUGUGCCCCAAGAACGAAUAACUAACUUGGAGAUGAUAGAAUUUGCUGCGCAACUUAUCAGGCGCAUAGACUCGGGCAAUGUGAAUGCUGUCACCACGAAAGAACUCGAAACCAUUCUCAGUAUGAAAUGCCCUCGCUCGCCUGCCGCCAGAGCGCCCGACUUCGAUCGCCUCGGAACACAGAUCUGGAAUGCCGCCAUUCGCCUGAAAGACCAGUUUUCACCACUGCUCAAAACUUGGCCACAGUUCGAGUCUCAACUACGCGUCCUUGCGUACUUCCUUCUAGACAAUGCUCAAAGAUCCUACGUCAAGCAUGGCAGCAAAAGAUCAUCCCAGAACCUGGUCCGCAUUCUCAAGACUGCCUUGAAAGCAGCACGUAUCUGUAUCACUGCAGACGCUCUGGACCUUUGCACCAUGCUGUUUGAGAAAGUUGCAGAACAUGUCGAACACAUACAAGAUGCACCCCGAGAACAAAAGAGAGACAAGCAAGAAAGUGAGGCUGAAGAGAUGCUCAAAGAGUUGAUGGCCGACUAUCAUCUCUUGAGAGCAACAUUGUCUUGGAAACAACACAAACCCGACAACGUGACCUACUGGCUCAGCAGAGUCAUUCUCAUCCCACACAGAUCGGAUAUGCUGCACCUCGCCGAACAGAAAGCAGACUUGACAUACGAAAUCGGCAAGUCGGCUCUUCAGAAGAAGCAAUUUCCUAGCGCCGCAAGGUGGCUAGAGCAAAGCUAUCAGAUAUUCCACGACAUUGACCCUGAGAUGCUGUCUUCUGAUCUUUGUGAUCUUCAUGUGGUGGUUAUGCUCGACUAUGCUCGCUCUCUGGUCGGUGUCGGUAAUCCUGAUUCAUUAGUGAAAGCAAUCAGUCUUAUUGUGACGCUCGAUCAGCAUGGCUUUAAACUCGAGGUUCAGUUGAUAAGACUGGAUAUCAUCUAUGCUACAAGGCCAUUCGAAGCCGAUGAAUUCUGUGGGGUCUUGAAUCAGAUCGUUCGUGGAGCUAUACUUUCGGAGGGCACUUUCAAAUCAAUCAUGCAUCAGAUCCAGAAGCUGAACACUGAAGAUCCCGAAAGAGUCGGUGCAACAAACCGUACCGCCAUCGCUACUUCGACUCCAGGACCUUUCUCGAACUUGGCCUGUCAGACCCUGGAUCUUCUGCUAUCGAGGUUGCUUGAACAACCGUCUGUUGCGCAGAUCUGGAUUGAGAAGGUUGUGGUGAUCAGAGUAUGGAUCUGUUCUUUCACUUUGCAUGUACAAGACCACCUUCUCAAGCUUGAGAAUCUGUUCGAUGAUAUUGCGAAUAGGAAUGGGACAAAGCUGGGGAUGGAGGCCACACAUGUCUGUCAAUCUCUAAUAUGGAAAGCUGUUACCUCUUUACAACAAUCACAUCAUGAGGACGACGCUGCCAGAUGGUGUAGUUUGGCGAGCCACAUAAUCUUUACCAGCUCCGGAGAAAUCAACAAAGCCAAAUUAUCACGUGUGUACUCGAAUCGAGAUCUGACUGCUGCACGAGCGAUUUACCACCAGAUGUCAGAUCAGGGCAAGUCAGCCGCAAUGACACAAUAUCUGGUCUACAAACUUGCGCUGCAAGAGAGCGAUGCUGAGCUUGCUACAAAAUCCCUCGAAGGGAUACUGAAGUCAUCUUCCAAAGACUCUCAAAAGUAUCUCUACGCGUGUGCUCUUGAAGCACAACAGAUCGGCGAUCGAAAGCAGUUCAUCGCAACCUUGAACAAAAUUCUGGAGCUUCAUGAGAAGCAUUCUCUGAGCGAUGUCCGGUUGGCUGUUCUACUUCGUUGUAUAGUUGGUUCCAUCGAGACAGAGCUGAAGAACAAUAACAUGCCGCUCGAAGCUGGACUGACUGAAUUGUGCAAAGUCUUUGAAGCAGGUAUUGUUACUGAAGUCAAAGCACGAGUGAGAACAAAUGCUGAUAUAAACANNGUCAUGAGACAUGGAAGCAGUUUCAAAGAUGCGGACGGCAAUGAUAAACGGGUUGACGAGCUUCGAUGGUUUGCUUGCCAUUGUUACAAUACAGCUCUGAAGCACUGCUCGGAUAUGCAACCUGAAUUACUAACGAGAUUCAUGAUGGCCAGUGUUUCUGUAGAGAUACUUCGGAAUGAGGGCGAGAAAGAUGAUGGCCUUCUCUCUCGGCUUCUUUUGUGUCGCUUCUUGGCCACGUCUGCUUUGAUUGUUCUGGCCAGAUCAGAAGACAACAUUGAGAGAGCACUAUAUACUGAUGCCAGAAGACAAAUCGGAGCCUUUCACAAGAAAUAUCAAGAAGCCAUACGACAAGAGUCACUUCAGCCAGAUGCGUUAUCAGACAUUGAGGUCAAGAAAUUUGAGAUGGUUCAAUUCGAUUUGGAGGCCGUGAUGCGCCUCGAACAGUGGGAUGACUUGGCCACAGUGCUCUCACCACGCCACUCGAACCGACUCGAAAGUGCAGCAGAUCUGAUUCUUCACAUUCACACCCACAUAAUAUCUGGCCCUUCCCAGCCCGCAAAUCCGAAAAUUCUCGCCGGCAUUCCUAUAGUCUUGGAGAAGAUGAUCAACACAUGCUGGCGUAACAACAAAGAUAUCACACGCCUCGCCCGCUGGAUACGCUGCCUUUUCCAAAUGACCUUGACGUCCGACCCUGUCAUCUCUCUUCGCUGUCUAGACCAAGCUUCUGCUAUCGCAUCUAAAGCAGCUACAAGACAGAUUCCGGAAGCCUAUCCACCUGAGGAGAUUGAGUGGUUGGCUAGUACAGCAUUCAACCAUGCCGUAGAUCUGUGGUUCGCAGGUGUUGAGGAAGGAGAAGGUCAACCAGGAGAUAAUGAGCAAGCCAGAGUUUGGGCUGAGAAAGCUUUGAUGCUUGCAGGGAGUGUAGGUGGAGUUGGCAUUGGAGUGCAGGGCUUGCACAAGGUUCUGCAGGAGAAGUGGAUGAGAUUGAAGAAGAUGGGUCAGGGU
Molecule: messenger RNA, 2981 nt
Organism: Aureobasidium musti
Lineage: Eukaryota; Fungi; Ascomycota; Dothideomycetes; Dothideales; Saccotheciaceae
Source: the annotation of a GenBank genome assembly